Pocillopora meandrina is the source of this 7425-nucleotide messenger RNA. Lineage: Eukaryota; Metazoa; Cnidaria; Anthozoa; Scleractinia; Pocilloporidae. The record is from the annotation of a GenBank genome assembly.
CGCGUCAUAACAACUUCCGGUAUUUUUGUUAUCUGUGGUUAUUAUUGUACAGCGGAAUAUCCUUGCUGCGACGUCAUAUAACAUGGCGGACGAGAGAGGUUUGAAAAUAAACAAAACUCACCACCGCAAAGUGCAAAGCUUAUCGCUUAGUUCCUGCCCUGAAAAGCUUCGCAUCCAUCUACUAGAACGUAACGAUCCGGCAGUUUUUGAUGGCGCAGCAAGGCAGUGGGUAUGUUGUAACUGGACACCAGAAUUUCUGGCUCAGGAACUUCGCGAUCUUCGAACAAGUUUUCGAUUUUGUGCGAGACAGAACCCGUCUGUCAAUGGAAAUUCGUGUAAGAAAACCAUUAUGGAAACAGACUGUGAAUUUGAGAAAGCAAGCUUUGACGAGUUUUGUCAAUGGUUGAAUGGCUGCACAGAAAGAUCGGGAUGUUUGUCUCGUUUUCAAAGGUAAUAAAGACCAAUUAUGAUAGAUAAUAACUUGUAUCCUACUGCUAAUAUGGAAAAAGCGGGUGUGUCGCGCCAUAUUGUACACAGGUCCAAUCUCAAUCAUGGCUGGCCAUGGUCUUGACCUUGCCAAUACAAACAUAAACAAACAAAUUAUAAUCCGGCACUCAAGAGAACAAUAAACGUGCCACCAAAAAUACAGCUUUAGGUUUGUGUAUUGAGUCCUCUCUUGUUAAUCAUUUUAAUGAUCGGUGAAAUAUUGACUGAGUGGGAGAGAUCAACAACACCGCCAGCGAAAAGGAAAUGGUUUUUAACCGCAGAUGCAAAUUAGCAACAAGAACCAAAGAUAUUGGUUGAAACGUUACAAGAGUGGACAGGUAGACGAUAAGACGCCAUGGAAGGGUCGAGUAAAAGUGUGUUUUGACCGUAGUCCUAAUUCUAUUGUUCCAUUCACGUGAAUCAAAGCCGGCAAGAAUGAAUUCUGCUCCGAACGUGAUCGGUUUGGUUGUUAUUUAUAUUUAAUUCAGGACAUGAACUUUAAGCAUUCAAGUCAAAGCUUACCAUGCUUACGACCGAAGCCGGUAAAAUUUCCGUACAGCCCCAUACUACAUUAUGCAUUCAGUUCUUGAAUAGAGAAAACAAUUACAAAAACAAUACAUUGCCAUUGGGAAAACAGAUUUGUUUUACAAUAGUAUGGGGCUGUGCGGAAAUUUUACCCCAAAGCCUAAUGUUGCCAGAUGGUUUUCAUUGUUUUGUAAUGCCUUAAAUUUGCAAGAAAAUAUUUUCUUAUUUCCACAAUUCUGCUGGUUUAAGCCACCAGUGAGCUUAUAGGUUACAGACAGGAUAUUGCAUCAUGCUAUUGCGAUAUCAAUGACAAGUAAACAGAACAGAAAAAAAAACAAAAAACAACUGUAACAGCAUAAAACCUUACAAGGAUACCAGACACGAUACAUCAAGAUACUUUCAUUUUCAAAUUACUCAUUCAGUGAAGUUGUCCCUGCAUUAUUUUUCCUACUUUGUUCUCAAAUUGCCACAUUUAUAUUUCUUUCUUACAGCCUAUGAUGUCUUGAACAACAGAUUAAAAUCAGCAUGAGCCCUCCCCUUUUCCUAAUCUAUGUUUUAGAAUCAUUUGACUAGCUCAAAUAUUUGCAUUAAACAAACACAUGUUGUGAGGUGGAUACUGACUCAGUCAAACAUUCUUUUUACCUUUUAUUAGAACAAUAAAUGACGCUAUUUUUGUAACUGAAAAUUAAAUAUGUUAACAGCAUUUCUUGUUGAUGAAAUUUGACAACUUCUAUAUCCUAACUGAUACCUAAGGAGCUAAGUAGAAUAACUUAUUCCAGGGUUUGGUUGUUAAUUGCAUCAAAUCAGGGGAGUUCUUUGACAAGAGCAGUUGCUAUCAGCACAGUAAAUGCAUCUAGUUUACUAUGGUGGCUGUUCUUUGUCUUGUCCUUGUCUCUGGAUGAAUAUUUAAUUAAUUUGGACCUAUACAUAGGAGUUAUUGUCUGAGAGGUCCUACUCAAGUCACUCACUCUUAAUUAUGAAGUCUUAAGGCACUUGCCCUCCAUGUUAGGCUUCAAAACAAUGUGGCAUAAAGCUGUGGUGUUUGGUGGAAAUUCAUACAUGUUAUUUUUUCCUUUUUCAACAAGUUUACUUUUAUCAUUUAACCACUGGGAUGAUCUUGUUAUCCUUGACUUUGCCUGCUCAGUUGAUACAUGAAAGGAAAUUAUAGCAAAAGAUAGGCAGGCAUAUACCAUUUAGAAUUUAUAUUCUUCUCUCAGUCAAGUGGCAAACCCUGUAUGGGAAUCAAGUGUCACUUCAUAUUAUUCAUUUUUUUAAGUAACUUUUAAUAUCCGUACAUGAAAAACUAUUUUGUAAAAUAAUAAAGGUGAAGUCUGUACCUGAGCCAAGCGGCCCAUCCAACUGUAAUUUAUGAUGGUUUGUGUAAUAAAUGAGAACUAGGAGUAUUGCUAUUCCUUGAAUAGGAUGCAUGAAUAAUGCAUGAAUUGUAAAACCCUAAAGUAGUACCUAGUGGAAAUUUAUGUCAGUUUUGGUCACAAGAAUGUGAUCCCCCAUUGGGUGCCACAAAAUAUAUAUGUACAAAAUAUAUGGCAUGAUAUACCCAGAUAUAUAUAUAUAUGAAUUACGGUCAACUCGCCGACGGACCAACUCGCCGACGCCAACUCGCCGACGUAUAAAAUCGAGUAGAGACGCGAGUUGGUCAUCAAUCCAAUACAACUUAUUAGAAGUUAAACAUACAGAAAAGUAAACGAUAUUUAGUAAAAAAACACUGGUGAACAUUGGUGAACAUCUAACAGAAGCUUAAACAUUGGUGAACAUUGGUGAACAUCAUCAAUGACUAUAACAGCUUAAGACGCGAACGAGUUAUUGUGCGACAACAACACCGUAAAGACUUAUCAUGUCAAUCGCUCAGAUUUUUUAAAGAAAACUUGGCUUUCUAGACGAGAUCUUUGGUAAAAAGUAUUUCUUUUUAUUUGCAACAAAGUUUAUAAGGAUCUCAAGGCGAAUAAAGUGAAGUAAACAUAUAUAUACACCCUUUUUCAAAAUUUAAAAAGUUUAAAAUAUAUUUUGAAUAUAUAUAUAUAUAUUUACUGUUCUAUUCAAAAACUGUUUCUUUUUGAUGAGAAAAGAAAAGGUACAUAUAAAUUAAGUUUAUUUUAACUUGACAACAUUUUUGAAAAUGUAUAUAUUUGUUUUAGUUGUUUUUACAAAUACAUGAUCAAGUCAGUACCUUUAUUAGAAAACAAAUUUGAAUCAAAUACAAUGAAUCAUUAGGUGUGACAAGAUACUGAUGUAAAAGAGGCUUUAAUUUUUUUUUUGUUUACUUUUUAGACAAAACUAUUGGUGCUAUGCAGAUUACAAAUAUAUGGCUGAAUUAUUCAAAGAUUUUCCUCAUUUACGUAAGUCUGUUGACUGGAGCUGCUUUGGUUUUCCUGAGAGAAGUGGUGAUGAAUCAACAAUAUGGAUUGGAAGUGCUGAAGCAUCAACUCCAUGUCAUGUUGAUACAUAUGGUUGUAAUUUAGUUGCACAGAUCUAUGGGACAAAGAGAUGGAUUCUCUUUCCACCAAGUGAAACCUCCAACUUGUAUCCAACCAGAAUUCCUUAUGAGGAAUCCAGUGUGUUUAGUCAAGUUAACAUCACCAAUCCAGAUUUAACAAGGUUUCCAGCCUUUGAAAAUGUUCUUCAAUAUGAGGUGUUUGCCUUUUUUACAGUAAAUGUUCUUAAAGCCUCCCUAAAAAGUGCCCCCCCCCUCCUCCCCUCCUUUAUCUAGAACUAGCACUCCUUCAAACAAAAACUUUCAUUUGUAGUUUGUUGUUCUUCUGUCUGGGCUAAUUACCGUUGAACCUGUAUUAACUCUUAAACUCCUAGAAGUGAUUAACAUGAAACUUCUUCCCAUGAUAUUCAUACAUUAUCCAGCAAACAGAUAACAAGAGCACUCAAAUGUAUCAGGUAGAAAUUUUUAUCCUGAUCUGACACAAAAUUCUCAUCACUAAUUUACAAGGAAAUGUGUAGAAGCUAGAUGGGAGAAUUUGCAAUCAAAACUUGGGAGUUAAAGGGUUAAGUGGCACUGUAUUAAACAGUUACCCAGUAUAAUGGGGUCGGUUGUCUAAGUCCUGAAUUUGAACAAUUGAGCCCCCCUCAAAUCUCCCACUUAGCUCUGAUUUGGCUUAUGUUACAUUCAACAACACCGUAUUGUUGUAAGUGGAGAAAAAUGCUGUGGCUUAUAAUGUAAGAGGAGGGGGAGGGUGGUGACAACUCACAUAUCUAAGAGAUGGGAGAGCUUGUUUUCACAGAGUCAUUGUCAGCCUCUUUGUUUUAUAUACAUCCCAUUUGAGUCCAAUGUCUGUACAAUACAAAGUGCUAAGUAAAAGUAGAGGCUGCUGGUGUCAGAGUUAAUAAAGUUAUUUUCCCUUGUAGAUAAUUCUUAAACCUGGUGAUGUUCUGUUUGUGCCUAAGAAGUGGUGGCAUUAUGUGGAAUCAUUAGAAACAUCAAUAAGCAUCAACACAUGGAUUGAACUGGUGUGUAUGAACAACACAGGUUAUUUUACUCUGAUCCAUUCAUGUACAUUUAUACUACUCCCUAGUCUCUUUAUCUAAAUGCCAUCAUAAUAGUGAUGGUUCAUAAGUGGAAAUGUUUAUACCAUUUGAAGCUUUCUCAAACUGUGCAAUAUUAUGGGAAAAGUUGUAUUAGCCUUCAGUUGGGUAAUUAACUUUGAGUGAUGCUAGAUAUGAUUGAUUUUCAACAUAUAAUAUUUGAAUGCCAUUAUGAUAUGUUAUUUAAUGUCAAUUUUUUUCAUAUGUUGCUGUGAAUGAUAGAUGAAGUUUUACCUUUUUGAAUUUUGACUAAAUGACUGUAAACUGUCAUCACUUUAUAACUUAAAGAUACAUACAUUUUUAGUGAUCCAACUGUAAUCAAAUGUUUAUUUUCAAACAAAUUUGCAAAUGAAAAUCAGGCAUCCAACAUACAUGAGUUCUCUUCUCAGAAAGUCUGAAUUUUCUUAUUUACCAAAGUUAUAUAAGAUAUGUGAUCACAAAGUUGUAAAUAAUAACAAUAUUGUUAAUCACCUCUUUUUCAAUGUUUUUUUAUUUUUUUACGUAACAAGGAAAGUGAUCACUUGGAGAGAGUCAAAGAGGCACUUAUCAGAACUCUGGUGGGUGGAGAAUUGUUUGUAUAAAUGUAUUCUGCCAUAAUGCAUAUCUAGAAGUUCAAGUGUCUUAUAUUCUAGACUUAUUUUGUUGCUCUCUAAGUAUUGUUGCUAAGAAUUGCAUGUUUAAAACUAAGCAACCCUUGAUAAUGGCAACACCUUGGGUGCCUAACCAAGGAGAGGGGCUUAUUUAGUUUUGUCAUUGUGGUCAGGUGCUUAAUUGAGGGGAGGGGCUAUUUCAAGGGUUUGCAGUGUAAGGAUACUGGAACAAAUCUGAAUUGCAAAUUGUUAAAUCACCAACUACAUGAAAAUGAUAGUCCUCCCCCCCUGAACUGUAAUAGUAGAAUGAAUUUAGUGGAAAAAAGAGAAAAUAUACUCCUUACAGUCCGAUUUUGUUUUUUGUUUUUUAAGAAACAUGUUUAUGGAUUUACCUUAAACCCUUGAUUUGUUCAACAAUAUUGUGAUUUGAAGAAAUGACUAUCAAAAAGAAUUAUUGUUGUACAGGGUUAUGUUUGAUAAUCCAGGAGUAAAGUGCCUUUUAAACUUAAAAUAGCCUCUUUUAUUCAUUGUUUCAAGGUGUCUGCCUUAAAGAAGGAGGAGGGAGCAGCUGAAGUAACAUGGCUGAACCCAUCAGAGGUGACUAUGACUUCUGUGUUAUCUCAAAAUUCAAAUAAUUUCUAUGCAUUUAUCUUGAUGUCUUAUGGGAAAUUGUGCACAUUAUGUGAUCAAAUUGUGUACUCAAUAUAGGCAGCAAAAUUAACAUAUGGUUUUGUGUGAGCUCUGACUAAUUAUUAAACAUCAGUGCAAGCAACAGUGGCCAUUGGAUUAGACUUGAAAUUUAUGUUGCUGUUCUUGUCUAAACAUGAAAUGAACUACACUCACUGCAUGCAAACAUAAUCAUUAUUACAAAAAAGUGAAAAUCAGACCUUUCUGUGCACUUGUCUAGAAGUGAGAUUUGCAUUCAUGCAUUGAGUUCUUUGCUUUCCAGGAAAUUGGAACACAUGCACAAAACAUGAGUUACUUGUAUCAAGCAUUGUGUGCAAUGAAACAGAGGACAAGCUGUGAUGUCGACACAUCUUAUUCGGAUGGAACACAACCUAGAUACACUGAUCAAAAUAAAAGUGAUAUACUUUCUACGGAUGAUCUCAUAAACUGCAUGACAUCCCCUGAGGUUAUCAAUGCAAUGAUGUCUCAAGCUCUCAAAAAAUUUGGAAUUUGCCAAACAAUUAACUUGCCCUUGAAGUCUCCAAGUGUAGAACAGCAGAAAUUGAAGACCACACAGACAGUCAAAAUGGAGAGAAACUCGAAUUGCAAUUCUAGUUCUCGCAGUUAUGUACUAGAUGAAACAGUGAGAUCUGAAAAUAUUGGUUCAGGGUUUUCUCAGCCAUCCACUGAACAGGAAAUUUCAGAGCAUCCCCCACUGAAAAGAAACUGUACUGAAAAGGAAAGAAAUUAGACAAGUACUUAAUGUCACACAAAGGAUGAUACCCAGCAUGAACACGCCCCCCAAAUGGGGGUGAAAAUGUUGUCAUUGGGAGAAAGUACUUCCAUCCACGGGGCGAAUUCAUGGGAUGAUAACAAACCCUGAAAAGUUAUAGCAUGAGAGGUAGAAUUUAAUCCAAGCUGACAACCAAUUUCUGUUUGCAGUUAAAUUAAAAGAAGUGAUGAAUUCAUUCUUUCCAUGAACUUCUUUGCACAAAACAGAGCAGUUACAGAGUUUUAAAAUUUAAAAAAAUUUAAUAUUUAGUUAGUAUACAGGCUCUCGUUGAUUAAUAGAUGUUUAAAUAACGGUACAUAGGCAUAGCAGUGAAGAUUUCCUCUUUUUGAUAAAUGUUUUUGUUGUAAGUAGUAGGAGAAGUUUUCAAGAUGUAAAGAGCCUAAUCUUGAUGCGCAAAGUGGUGGACGAAUUGUUGAGAGUUAUGCAAACCCUCGCCUGUAUGGGGGGUUUUCGUAUUUUUCAUUUUCAGACGAGGCCUUACGAAGGUUAGAAUUCUACUGGUGCGCGAGAUACUAACGUGACAAUCCAUCAAAAGAGAAUCCUGACAGUGCACGAGAUACCAACGUAACAUACCAUCAAAAGAUAAGGCCAACAGUGCGCGAAAUACAUACAUCUUAUUAUGCCUAGACGUUCUGGUGUGUAGUAUCGCUGAGUAUUGUUGUCGGUUUAACAAGCCGACUGGUUAAACAUGUGUUAUUCAGUACAAAAUAACCAACUGUCCAAAUAACCGUGCAAUAUCGCAGGAUAUUUGUACUCUACCUAGUGCAGCUGAAUAAUAAUGACGAAGCAUUCCAUCAAAAUAAAAUCCUGUCG